UCGGAUUGAAAACAGAUCAGUAGUCCUGAUGAUCGCAGCCCGGCUGCGUGUCUGCACAAGAACACAAGAAGUCUUUUUAAAGUAACUUUUCCCUUCAUACUUUUCACUGAUCUUUCACGACUGGCUGCAGAAAAACGCGCCAAGCGAGCGAGCAAAGAGCGCGGCGUUUUAGUUUUUGGAGACGAUGGACGCGAAGGAAGAUCUGUACACCACAUUUUCUGCUCUGCUUUAAGGAUUGCAGCAAACUUCGUCGUUUAAACUUUCCCUUAACUUCGUACAUGGAGAUAUUGGCGUCCGGUGGCGGUGAGACACUGGUUUGAUUCCGGUACCGAGCCACUCCUGAAGGAACCGUGCGGACAAAAGUUAAGCGAGAAAAGCGAAGUGGGACAUCUUGAUUGUGGAAAAAGAUUGUUGAAGAUACAAUGAGCAGCAUGGAGACUUCAACUGCGACUGCAACAGAGAAGAAGGAGUGCAAGGGUCCUGGUUUGGAUGGAAGCAGCUUCUCAGAACACCCGAAGAAGCCUUCACCCACAUCCAGAGGUGUCCAUCAUAUCUUCCCUACAUUCCACACGCCCAUCCCAAUCGACAUGAGGCACCACGAAGGGCGGUACCAUUACGAGCCCCACCCUCUCCACACCAUGCACGGAGCUGCAGGACUUACAGGAAGUCCAGUGAUCUCAGACAUCUCCCUGAUCCGUCUAUCGCCCCAUGCAACGGCUGGGCCAGGGGAUUCACCGUUCAGCCCUCCGCAUCCCUAUGUCAGUCCCCACAUGGAGCACUACCUGCGCUCCGUGCACAGCAGCCCCACCCUCUCCAUGAUCUCUGCAGCACGAGGACUGAGCCCGGCCGAAGUCACCCAUGAACACUUAAAAGAUCGAUCCCUGUUCAGUCUCCCUCCACUGCCACCAGGGGCUAACCCUACAGAGUAUUACCAUCUGAUGGCCACCGCCAGCCAGCGCAGUCCGUAUGGCGACCUCUUGAUGCAGAGCAGUGCGGCGGCGGCGGCGGCUGCUCACCUACCAGAUUACAUCAGUCCCGUGGAUGUUUCACGUUUUUCCAGCCCAAGGCUGACACCCCGACUGAGCAGAAAGAGGGCACUGUCCAUUUCCCCUCUGUCAGAUGCCAGCAUUGACCUGCAGACCAUGAUCCGCACCUCGCCCAACUCCCUGGUCGCUUACAUCAACAACUCCCGCUCCAGCUCGGCCGCUAGCAGUUCUUAUGGCCAUUUGUCUGUUGGAGGGAUCAGCCCCUCAUUUAGCUUCCCUCAUCCCAUCAACCCGAUGGCGUAUCAGCAGUUGUUGUCCCAGCAGAGGAGUCUCAACACCUUUGGCCACACUCCUCCUCUCAUUCAGCCGCCACCUUCCUCUUUCUCUGCACGCCAACAUCCCCUAGCCACGCCCCCUAUGACCAAUGCCCACAACAGCACCAACACAGAAGCUAACCAGAACGCCAACGGCGACCCGGCAGUGAGCAGCACAGUCAACCAACUCAACUCCAAGAGGACAAAAGUCAAGCUGGAAGUAGAAGGCCCACUGCCUAUCUCGGCAGCCUCCCAGAACCAGAGUGGAGGGAUGUUGGACUUGAACGAAGAUCUGGACAAGGACGAGUGCAAACAGGAGCCAGAGGCCGUGUACGAGACCAACUGCCAUUGGGAGGGUUGUUCCAAGGAGUUUGACACCCAGGACCAACUUGUCCAUCACAUCAACAACGAUCAUAUCCACGGUGAGAAGAAGGAGUUUGUGUGUCGCUGGGACAAGUGUUCGCGGGAGCAGAAGCCCUUCAAGGCCCAAUACAUGCUGGUGGUCCACAUGAGGAGGCACACGGGCGAGAAACCACAUAAAUGCACAUUUGAGGGCUGUUUAAAGGCGUACUCUCGUCUUGAGAAUCUCAAGACCCACCUCAGGUCCCACACAGGCGAGAAGCCCUAUGUGUGCGAACACGAAGGCUGCAACAAGGCCUUUUCCAACGCUUCAGACCGGGCCAAGCACCAGAACCGCACACAUUCCAAUGAGAAACCAUAUGUAUGUAAAAUCCCGGGUUGCACCAAGCGCUACACAGACCCCAGUUCUCUCAGGAAACAUGUCAAAACUGUUCAUGGACCUGAAGCUCACGUCACCAAGAAGCAGCGGAGCGACGUUUCUCCGAGACGUCCGCCGCCCAAAGACGACGCAGAGACUGACUUACACUCUAAGAACGGCGCAGGAAGUGUGGACGAGAAGACCGAUGCCAAAGGCACCUCUCGAGGCGUGGAAGACUGCCUAAAAGUCAAAUCAAUCAAGACUGAGAAUUCGAUAAUGUAUCAGUCCAGUCCUGGUGGUCACUCGUCAUGUAGCAGUCAGCCGUCACCUCUCAGCAGCACCAACAACAACGACAGUGGGGUAGAGAUGGCCAUGCACAGUGGGGGCAGCUUCGGAGACCUCAGUGUGCAGGACGAGUGCCCCAUGGUCGACUCCACCGUUAAUGGCGGGGGCCAGCAGGCUGGGUUGGGGCUCCAGUUCAGGAAAACAGUGGGUCACAGCGGCGGAGUUAGCAUCAAAAUGGAGACGAUUAAGAAAGAAAGGCUGAAGACAGUGAGAGACCCCUGUCCCUGGGUCAACUCAGCCCCGCAAUUACCACAGGGCCACUACAACAGCACAAAGCUGCCCCCAAUACCUGCAGUUGGUUCUUUGAGGGAGCACUCCAACUUGAGUCAUCUGAGCAAGUCGCACCCCAGCCAACGCUUGGGAGAUCAGUCUUUGUGUGAAGUGACUAUGCUAAAUCAGCUGAAUGAUCGUCGUAACAGCACAACCAGCACCCUCAGCUCAGCUUACACCAUGAGUCGGCGCUCCUCUGGCAUCUCGCCUUGCUACUCAAGCCGGCGCUCCAGCGAGGCGUCACAGUUUGGGGCUAACCGUCAUAACAAUAUCAGUUCAGCUGACUCCUAUGACCCAAUCUCAACCGAUUUGUCCCGCCGCUCCAGUGAGGCUAGCCAUUGUGGAGGUGGUGGUGCUGGUGGAGCCGGAGGUGGAAAUCUCCCCAGCCUUCUCAGUCUGACCCCAGCUGAGCAUUAUCGGCUCAAGGCAAAAUAUGCGGCUGCCAUUGGUGGAGCACCACCUACGCCUCUACCUAACAUGGAUGGAAUGAGCCUUAGGACCCGCAUGGCCCUCUAUGGCGACUCUCAGGAAUACCCGUUGCACCAGUACCACCAGCCUCCCUCUGGAAGUGUGCCCCGGCGAUGCAGUGAUAUUGGAUAUGGCAACCACAGCAUGAUGCCCCAUGAGGUGCCUGCAAACUUGCCACGCCGAGCCAGUGACCCAGUGAGUCGUUCCACCGUUGACCAUCCGACCCUUCCGGGAGUCCAACGAUAUAACAGUAUGAACAGUAUGAACAGUCCCUCAGAACGUCACCAAUCAUUGGCUAUGCAGGGUUACACUCGCUCUGACGGCAACCUGCAGCGCUACCCAUUCAUGCCCAGACCCCCAAGCAUUUCAGAAAAUGUAGUUAUGGAAAACAUAACAGUAGACGGGAUGGCAACCGUAGGUGAACAGGGUGUAGAGGAUGAUAUAGUUCUUCCAGAUGACAUGGUGCAAUACCUGAGGUCCCAAAACCCUGCAACACAAGGUCACAACUUGGGGCAAGGAAACUACAGAUUCAAUAACCAGUCUCAAGGUUACCAGACAGGAAUUGCACCACCAGCGUCAGCUUUUUCACAGAAAAGGGUGGCCAUGACGCAGUCUGCUCAGGAUAUGGAUCAUAGUGGCUCCCAACAGCCAUUCUCAGCAUCAUCACACGUGAAUAAGAAUAAUAUGCCAGUGCAGUGGAAUGAAGUGAGUUCAGGGACUGUGGACACGGUAACCAGGCUCGCUAAACAACAGCAACAUCUCAGGGGAAACCUAGCCCUUGUUCCACAGAGACACAAUUUUAGUUCCUUCCAGGCACAGGGUCAGAACAUCAACAGCAACCAGCAGGUUGUGCCUAUGAGCCAGAAUAUGUAUAUGCAGGGCUAUGCAAACCACAACAGCAAGAGGUUGAGUAAUCCUCACCAGUGCAAUAAUUCGAGUUUAGGUGAUGAAAGUUCCCUGCAAGGUUUCUGCCAAGAUUCACUUUCUGUGAGCAAUAAUGUGAGAGCCACUCGAAAUGCUGUAGUGGCUCAAGAACUGCAAAGUUACAGAGGAAGAACCCAACCUGUUGCCUAUUCUAAUGUGAACCAUGUGGCUCAGCAGCACAGCAUUGUGUCCCAACAGAACAAUAGAGGAAUGUUACAACCAAGACCUCCAGUGGACCCCAAACAUAGUGGAAGACAGCACAGUGGGUGUGGCGUGAAUCACUUGAACCGAAUACCCAAGUUCUUUGAUGUGAGCCCCAACCUUCAUAAUAACACCUCAGAGGCGAGUCCAAAGAGGUGCAGUGGCCCAGGAACCCAACAAAACUCCAACUUUGCCAUGUUCCACGCAAGACAGAUUCAUAUGUUUGAGCAACCUCCUGCCAGCUUGGACGCUACAAUGUCCCCCAGUGUCAACCAGGCUCCUGCCAAUAACAAUACAGCAGCGAGCAACAUGGCCUCGCCAGGCGUCAAUCAGGUCUCCAGUAGUACAGCAGAUUCUUCCACAAGUGGAGUUGCUGGCGCGGAACACACCCAAAUAGAUUUCGACUCCAUGUUAGAUGACGGAGAUCACUCCAGCCUGAUGUCGGGCACUUUGAGUCCCGGCCUUCUGCAGAACCUCUCCCAGAAUUCCUCUCGUCUCACCACCCCACGCAACUCUGUUACCCUCGCAUCGGUACCGGCAGGGAUUGGCAACAUGGCCAUCGGUGAUAUGAGCUCUAUGCUCACAGCGCUAGCUGAAGAGAGUAAGUUCCUCAACAUGAUGAGUUAGAACCAUCAACAAUGUAUACGUCAGAAACAUGUGGACAAAAAAAGCACUGAUUAGACAACAACAAAGCGGCCAUUUUGUUUUGUUACGUUAUCAUGGUCCAUAUCAACACAAUUCUGAUUUAUUUUGUGAUAUUUGUACAUCCAAUCUUUGUAGAGGAUACAUUAACAGUAGAUAGCAGUAAAUACUGAUGCCCUGCAGAGUUAAAGUCCACCUUCUUCCAAUUACUGUAGCACCUCAAGUUUUGUUUCGAACAAAAAAAAUUUUCGAUUCAGAAAAUUAACCUUUCCCAGACAUCCAAAGAAUGUAAACACAUCAAAGUUUUACAAAGUUUAAUUCAGCGUUUCCUCACUUGCGGUUCACUUAGUACAGUCUUUGCAGUUCAUCUCUUCCUCAAGCAACAUCUGUAAAUGUUAAAUACACAAAAUAAUGUAGGUUUACUUCAUACUUGCCACCCUUGAGACCUCCGAUUUUGGGAGGUGGGGGGUGGUGGGCGUGGUUUGGAGUGGGGCGGAGGCGUGGUUGGGGCG
Molecule: messenger RNA, 5380 nt
Organism: Nerophis ophidion (straightnose pipefish)
Lineage: Eukaryota; Metazoa; Chordata; Actinopteri; Syngnathiformes; Syngnathidae
Gene: gli2a
Product: GLI family zinc finger 2a
Exons: 14
Coding region: 423-4853 (1476 amino acids)
Biological process (GO): smoothened signaling pathway; regulation of transcription by RNA polymerase II
Cellular component (GO): nucleus
Molecular function (GO): DNA-binding transcription factor activity, RNA polymerase II-specific; RNA polymerase II cis-regulatory region sequence-specific DNA binding
Source: RefSeq, a predicted model, not a curated record